AUGGCCUCAAUGACCAACAUUUUGAAGAAUAUGAAUAUGGGAGGAAGUGUACAACCAGUCGCUGCCAUUCAAAGGGCAGAAAUCUCUUGUGUGUACUGUGGUGAUGGGCAUACUUUUGAAAAUUGCCCUUCAAAUCCAGCUUCAGUUUGCUAUGUGGGUAAUCAAAACUUCAACCGCAGCAACAAUCCAUACUCAAACUCCUACAAUCCGGCAUGGAAGCAUCAUCCGAACUUUUCAUGGGGAGGUCAAGGGGCAAGUUCAAGUGGAGCACAACAAGCACAAGGAAAGCAAUCAUUUCCACCGGGUUUUUCUCAACAACCAAGACCUCAACAACCUCACCAACCUCAAGGCUCUCAAACUAGUUCUUUGGAGAGCUUAAUGAGAGAUUAUAUGGCCAAGAAUGACGCUGUAAUUCAAAGCCAAGCAACAUCUCUUCGGAAUCUUGAAGUUCAAUUGGGGCAACUGGCUAAUGAUUUGAAGAAUAGACCACAAGGCACUUUGCCUAGUGACACUGAAAACCCAAGAAGAGAUGACAAAGAGCAUUGCAAAGUGAUAACCUUGAGAAGUGGAAAAAUUCUUGAGUCAAAUGUGGCUGCAACAGGCAGUAAAGAGCCCUCUUCAAUCCAAAAAGAGGGGGAAAUGAAGAAAAAACCAGCAAUUUCAGCUGCUGAAAUUCCCCCAGUAGUUACAGCAUCCAGUCAGCAUUCUGCUGCAGAAAAGUCUUUGCAAAAGCCACCGCCACCAUUUCCUCAACGGUUCAAGAAGCAACAAGACGAUGGUCAAUUCCGGAGAUUCCUUGAUGUUCUAAAGCAGCUCCACAUUAAUAUACCAUUAGUGGAAGCUUUGGAGCAAAUGCCAACCUAUGUGAAAUUUUUAAAGGAUAUUUUGACAAAGAAAAGGAGGCUUGGCGAGUUUGAAACUGUCGCUUUGACGAAGGGCUGUAGUGCUAUGUUGAAAAGUAAAAUUCCACCCAAAUUGAAAGAUCUGGGCAGCUUUACAAUUCCAAUUUCUAUUGGGGGUCGAGAUGUUGGAAGAGCUCUUUGUGAUUUGGGAGCUAGUAUUAAUCUCAUGCCUAUGUCUAUUUUUAAGAAGUUGGGAAUUGGAGAAGCAAGACCAACCACCGUCACUUUGAAAUUAGCGGAUUGUUCCAUGGCUCAUCCAGAGUGA
This is a messenger RNA of Cannabis sativa, 1167 nucleotides long. RefSeq lists its product as uncharacterized. Bases 1 to 1167 code for a protein of 388 amino acids. NCBI's taxonomy places the organism in Eukaryota, Viridiplantae, Streptophyta, Magnoliopsida, Rosales, Cannabaceae. The transcript has a single exon. The record is from RefSeq and is a predicted model, not a curated record.